Molecule: messenger RNA, 3363 nt
Organism: Acomys russatus (golden spiny mouse)
Lineage: Eukaryota; Metazoa; Chordata; Mammalia; Rodentia; Muridae
Gene: Trpa1
Product: transient receptor potential cation channel subfamily A member 1
Exons: 27
Coding region: 1-3363 (1120 amino acids)
Biological process (GO): transmembrane transport; monoatomic ion transport
Cellular component (GO): membrane
Molecular function (GO): protein binding; monoatomic ion channel activity
Source: RefSeq, a predicted model, not a curated record
AUGAAGCGCAGCUUGAGGCGGAUGCUGCGCCCAGAGGAGAGGAAGGAGCUCCAGGGCGUUGCCUACUGCGGAGUGGAGAAAGACAUGGGCUCCUCCAAGGAAUGCCUAAAGGUGGACAUUGAAGGGGAUAUGUAUAGGCUAGAUGACUUCAUCAAGAACCGAAGAAAGCUAAGCAAAUAUGAGGAUGACAAUGUCUCUCCUUUGCACCAUGCAGCAGCAGAAGGUCAAGUUGAGAUGAUGAAGCUGAUCAUCCAAGGUUCUUCUUGUGAAGUGCUAAAUAUAAUGGAUGAUUAUGGAAAUACCCCACUACACUGGGCUGCAGAAAAAAAUCAGGUUGAAAGUGUGAAGUUUCUUCUCAGCGAAGGAGCAAAUCCAAAUCUCCGAAACAAUAACAUGAUGGCACCGCUUCACAUAGCUGUGCAGGGCAUGUACAAUGAGCUGACCAAGGUCUUGAUUGAGCACGACACUACUGACAUUAAUUUAGAAGGCGAGAAUGGGAACACAGCUGUGAUGUCCACAUGUGCCAAAGACAACAGUGACGUUUUGCAGAGUUUGUUAGAAAAAGGAGCUAAGCUGUGUAAAUCAAACAAAUGGGGAGAUUACCCUGUUCACCAGGCCGCAUUUUCAGGGGCCAAAAAAUGCAUGGAGUUAAUAUUAGAGUACGGUGAAAAAUUUGGCUACAGCAAGGAGUCUCAAAUUAACUUUGUGAAUCAUAAGAAAGCCAGCCCACUCCACCUCGCAGUUCAAAGUGGUGACCUGGACAUGAUUAAAAUGUGCCUAGACAAUGGUGCACAUAUCGACAUGAUGGAGAAUGCCAAGUGCAUGGCUCUCCAUUUCGCUGCAACCCAGGGAGCUACUGACAUCGUUAAACUCAUGAUCUCAUCCUAUACUGGAAGCAGCGAUAUUGUGAAUGCAGUUGAUGGCAACCAGGAGACACUGCUUCACAGAGCCUCAUUAUUUGAUCACUAUGACCUGGCAGAGUACUUAAUUUCAGAGGGAGCAAACAUCGACAGCACUGAUUCUGAAGGACGCUCUCCACUCAUCUUAGCAACUGCUUCUGCAUCUUGGAAUAUUGUGAAUUUGCUCCUCUCUAAAGGUGCCAAAGUAGACAUAAAAGAUCAUCUUGGACGUAACUUUUUACAUUUGACUGUACAGCAGCCUUAUGGAUUAAGAAAUGUGCAGCCUGAGUUUAUGCAGAUGCAACACAUUAAGGAGCUGGUGAUGGAUGAAGACAAUGAUGGGUGUACGCCUCUCCACUAUGCGUGCAAGCAGGGGGUCCCCGUCUCUGUGAAUAACCUCCUUGGGUUCAAUGUGUCCAUCCAUUCUAAAAGCAAAGAUAAGAAAUCACCCCUGCACUUCGCAGCCAGUUACGGUCGCAUCAAUACGUGUCAGAGGCUCCUGCAAGACAUAAGUGACACGCGGCUGUUGAAUGAAGGGGACCUCCACGGAAUGACCCCUCUUCACCUGGCAGCUAAGAAUGGACACGAUAAAGUUGUUCAGCUUCUGCUAAAGAAAGGGGCAUUGUUCCUCAGUGACCACAAUGGCUGGACUGCUUUGCAUCAUGCAUCCCUGGGUGGGUACACUCAGACCAUGAAGGUCAUUCUUGAUACUAACUUGAAGUGUACAGAUCGACUCGAUGAAGAAGGGAACACAGCACUCCACUUCGCUGCCCGGGAAGGUCAUGCCAAGGCUGUUGCCCUACUUCUGAGGUACAAUGCCGACAUCCUCCUCAACAAGCAGCAUGCCUCCUUUCUGCACAUUGCACUGCACAAUAAACGCAAGGAAGUGGUUCUCACGACCAUCAGGAGUAAAAGAUGGGAUGAGUGUCUUCAAGUGUUUACUCAUUAUUCUCCAAGCAAUAGAUGCCCCAUCAUGGAAAUGGUAGAAUACCUCCCUGAGUGCAUGAAAGUUCUUUUAGAUUUCUGCAUGAUACCUUCCACAGAAGACAAGUCCUGUCAAGACUACCAUAUUGAGUAUAAUUUCAAAUAUCUUCAAUGCCCAUUAUCAUUGACGAAAAAAUUAACACCUACCCAGGUCGUGCGAUAUGAGCCUCUUGCAAUCCUCAAUGUCAUGGUGCAGCAUAACCGCAUUGAGCUUCUCAACCACCCUGUGUGUAAGGAAUACUUACUCAUGAAAUGGUGUGCCUAUGGAUUCAGAGCCCAUAUGAUGAACCUAGGAUCUUAUUGUCUUGGUCUCAUACCCAUGACCCUUCUUGUUGUCAGAAUAAAGCCCGGAAUGGCCUUCAACUCCACUGGAAUAAUCAAUGGAACUACUGAUCACAUGGAAACAAUGAACACUCCGAAUUCAUUUGCAAUAAAAAUAUGCAUGAUUCUAGUUUUUCUAUCAAGUGUAUUUGGAUAUUGCAAAGAAGUGAUCCAAAUUUUCCAACAGAAAAGGAACUACUUCCUGGACUACAACAAUGCACUGGAAUGGGUUAUCUACACAACCAGUAUCAUCUUCGUCUUGCCCUUGUUCCUCAACAUCCCAGCGUACAUGCAAUGGCAGUGUGGAGCCAUAGCGAUAUUCUUCUACUGGAUGAACUUUCUACUGUAUCUUCAAAGGUUUGAGAACUGUGGGAUUUUCAUUGUUAUGUUGGAGGUGAUUUUUAAAACAUUGUUGAGAUCGACUGGAGUGUUUAUCUUCCUCCUAUUGGCUUUUGGCCUCAGCUUUUAUGUCCUCCUGAAUUUCCAAGCAGCCUUCAGCACUCCAUUGCUUUCCGUAAUCCAGACUUUCAGUAUGAUGCUAGGAGACAUCAAUUAUCGAGAUGCCUUCCUUGAACCAUUAUUAAGACAAGAGUUGGCAUAUCCAAUCCUCACCUUUGGGCAACUUAUUGCCUUCACAAUGUUUGUUCCAAUUGUUCUCAUGAAUUUACUAAUUGGUUUGGCAGUUGGGGAUAUUGCUGAGGUCCAGAAGCAUGCAUCAUUGAAGAGGAUUGCUAUGCAGGUGGAACUUCAUACCAACUUAGAAAAGAAGCUGCCGCUCUGGUACUUACGCAAAGUGGAUCAGAGAUCCACCAUCGUGUAUCCGAACAGACCCAGGCAUGGCAGGAUGUUACGAUUUUUCCAUUACUUUCUUUGUAUGCAAGAAACACGACAAGAGGUGCCAAACACUGACCCGUGUUUGGAAAUAGAAAUAUUGAAACAGAAAUACCGGCUAAAGGACCUCACGUCUCUGUUGGAAAAGCAGCAUGAACUCAUCAAACUCAUCAUCCAGAAGAUGGAAAUCAUCUCAGAGACAGAGGAUGAAGACAACCACUGCUCUUUCCAAGACAGGUUCAAAAAGGAGCGGCUAGAACAAAUGCAUAGCAAAUGGAAUUUUGUCUUAAAUGCAGUUAAGACAAAAACGCGUUGUCCUAAGUAUUAG